AUGUUUCGUCGUGCCGCCGUCGAACAUCUGCUCCAGAAUCUCUUUCUACCUCUUUUGAUAUUCUUAAAAUUCUCGGAUUGCUCAUCCGAACACGAAUGCAAAUGUGUUCUAUUCAAUUUCACUAGUGGAAACUUUCAAUCGCCUGAAUUUCCGGCACCGUUGGAAGGCGUACCAUGUCUUUUUUAUCAUUUUCAGGCACCACCGGACCACAUCGUUCGUCUAACUUUUGAUGUCUUUCAAUUACCACCACGGAUUGGAGUUUGCUCGUCGUCAAUUAUGCUCUACGACCAUACAAUAGACGGGUUGAUCGAAUUCGGCGAAAGAGCCGAUUUCGAAUUUUGUGGCAAAGAAAUCUCGUCUGGACGACAAUUCUUUUCAAAAGAGCAGCACUUUCUUCUACAAAUUACGAGUGCCAAGGAGGCGUCGCGCGGAUUUCGGGGAUCGUUUUUGGCGAUUCCAAAGAAAAAUUUCACAAGUGAUGCCGUGGAAAUGGCAGAGUGUAGUUAUCGAGUUGAGAAACAAAAGGCCAUCAUUUAUUCUCCCCAAUAUCCCUACUACUAUCCAUCAAAAGUCAACUGCACCUAUCAUAUUCCACAAAGAAAAGGGUUUCAGAUUGUCAUCAACUCGAUCGUAAUGGACAUUGGCCGUGACGCGAUCCUUCAAAUUUUUGAAUCUGUCGAGGGUAAAUUCGAGAAGCGUCUCAUCGAAAUGGUGACGUCUGUGCAGAAAUCAAUUUACGUCUCGUCGACCUCCUCGCUUUUGAUUUAUUUCUCCGCCGGGAAUAACGAUGUUGAACGGGCUGUUGGCUUCGUAAUCGAAUUGCAGUACUCGAAUGCGGUUUGGAGCCAAUCUCCGGAAGCCGCGUCCGAGUGUCAGCUGAACGUGAAUUCGGAAAAUUUCAAAGAAGGACAACUGUCAUCGGAUAAAAUCGGUCGAUACGCAUCUUCAUCGCUACCCACAAAGUGUCAAAUCGUUCUACAAGGGUAUCCCAACGAGAAGAUCAGUGUAAAGUUUACACAUUUCAAUUUGUAUGUGCCGGAUAAUAAGAAUGUCACAAAACGUUGCACAGAAGUGGACAACUUGUCAGCAGAUGUUCGUGUCGGGUCUAGGCUCUCUAGAAUCGAUGAAUGGUGUGGAAAACGGACGCCGCCGAAUAUAAUGAGCAGUUCUAAUCUGUUGCAGCUCGAAUAUAAUACAAAGUCCUCCAAAGCGAUUCGGGAGAGCGCCAACGACGACAUUGGAUUCCGGCUGGAAUACAAAUUUCAUACUGAUUGGAAUAUGGGAAAUAUGAAAGCGAAGGUGGAUAAGAGGAAAGAAUGUCGCUUCUCGUUUAACUCAUCAGAACACACAAAUGGAAAACUUUGGUCCGCGAAUUAUCCAGGAUUAUAUCCCAGAAAUGUGUAUUGUGAAUAUAUAUUCCAUGGACGAAACGAUCAAGUUGUACAUAUUCAUUUUGAAUAUUUUGAUAUUGAGGGUUUCAAUCAAUGCGACGAAACAACCCAAAGUGACUACAUCCUCUUCUCCAACUACCAAACCCACGAUCGAACGAAUCGUCGAUUCUGUGGAAAGACCGCUCCAAAGGGACCAAUUCUCUCGGAAUCCAAUUAUUUUCGAAUGAUUUUUUCAACGAACGACAUCUUCGAUGCAACUGGAUUCUAUGCUCAUUAUCAGUUUAUCACUCAAGAGAAAUCUCAAAUCAGUCGGGUUAAAUUAACGAUAUCUUCUAGUCAAACUCCGUUCUCCGCAAUCUUCUUUGUGAUAUUAUUUUCUCUGUUUUUCAUUAUUUUUUAG
Molecule: messenger RNA, 1791 nt
Organism: Caenorhabditis briggsae
Lineage: Eukaryota; Metazoa; Nematoda; Chromadorea; Rhabditida; Rhabditidae
Gene: Cbr-sol-1
Product: Protein CBR-SOL-1
Exons: 12
Coding region: 1-1791 (596 amino acids)
Cellular component (GO): plasma membrane
Source: RefSeq, a predicted model, not a curated record